AUGGUCAUCCUUAGACGAGCUGUUGCCUAUCAUCCGGCCCCUAGGCAGCCGGUGGAGGUUUUGCGUACACUGGUUGAGAAGCAUGUCCCCAUGAGUUCCUACAUCGUCGUACAACCGAUCAAUGUUAAAGAGCAAUUCUUAUUCACCAAGUACAGUGAGUUUCAGCUGAAUCUCUCAAAACAACAAAACACACAGCGUACAAGGUACUGGCUGUAUCCCAUGAGACUAAAUGAUGGCUUGGGUUUGUUGGAUUUGGCUAUUGCCCUCAACGAGCGCAUACAUGACACCUUGCAGUCUCUAUUUCAGAAUUCUGACAGCCCCCUUGCAGAAGCUCUGUAUUUAAUCGGACCGGCCCCUGAUGUAAACCGCCGUCACCUGACCAUUCUAGAAAAACUUUACAAGCAUAAACCAGAAUAUCUGGAAAUAAGCUGA
Opisthorchis viverrini is the source of this 432-nucleotide messenger RNA. RefSeq lists its product as hypothetical. The record is from RefSeq and is a predicted model, not a curated record. The coding region runs from base 1 to 432 and encodes 143 amino acids. Lineage: Eukaryota; Metazoa; Platyhelminthes; Trematoda; Opisthorchiida; Opisthorchiidae. The transcript has 5 exons.